Hippocampus zosterae (dwarf seahorse) is the source of this 3156-nucleotide messenger RNA. RefSeq names its product dynamin 3a (gene dnm3a). The transcript is spliced from 22 exons. Gene Ontology annotation, cellular component: microtubule; membrane; cytoplasm. Gene Ontology annotation, molecular function: GTP binding; microtubule binding; GTPase activity. The record is from RefSeq and is a predicted model, not a curated record. The coding region runs from base 464 to 2875 and encodes 803 amino acids. Lineage: Eukaryota; Metazoa; Chordata; Actinopteri; Syngnathiformes; Syngnathidae.
AGAGUUAUUUCCAGUAGAAGUGGAAUUGACCCCCACCCCGCGUUUUUAAUUCGAUCAUUUAAAUUGCCUGCAUUAAAGAAGAAACAGGAGUUAUAAUUGGAUCAUAUCCCCAAAUAUAAAUACGUGUUUACAUGAGAGGAUGUUUUACAAGUGGUUGUUUUAGGCGCAUGCGCAGACCUUUCGCGCCCGUUAGCUGUCAAAAGUUGGGUGGUUUUAGUUUUUUUUUUUCUCUCUCGCUCCUCCACGUUCUCCUCCUUCAAGCUAACCCUGGAGCCCACUCAGCACCGCGGUUAACUUCCUAAAUGUCUACACAGAGCUCCAACUUGCUGUUGAUACGCGGCGGGGCAGCCCUCUUAAAAGUUGAGGGGGAGUUCAGGGGGGCGUUCCGGGGCUCGGAAAUUCCGACUUUACAGCAACACCGCCACCUCCUCUUCCUUCACCACCACCAUCGUCGCCGUGCAGCAUGAUCUCGAUGAUCAAUCGGCUCCAGGACGCCUUGGGCAGUGCGGGUCUGAGCUACAGCCUCCUCCUGCCGCAGAUUGCCGUGGUGGGGGGCCAGAGUUCCGGGAAGAGCUCGGUGCUGGAGAACUUUGUGGGCAGAGACUUCCUUCCCCGCGGUACUGGAAUUGUCACUCGCAGACCUUUGGUCCUACAGCUACAUCACGCCGACACCGAGUAUGGGGAAUUUUUGCACUGCAGGGGGAAGAGGUUCUCGGACUUUGAUGAGAUCCGCCAAGAAAUCGAGGCAGAAACCCGUAGGCUGACGGGAAACAACAAAGGCAUCUCGUCCAUACCCAUCAACCUCCGCAUUUUCUCCCCCAAUGUGCUCAACCUGACCCUCGUGGACCUGCCCGGCAUCACAAAGGUUCCUGUGGGCGACCAGCCGCCAGACAUCGAGUACCAGGUGCGAGACAUGAUCAUGCAGUACAUCUGCAAGGAGAACUGCCUCAUCCUGGCUGUGACGCCUGCCAACAUGGACCUGGCCAACUCCGAUGCACUCAAACUGGCCAAAGAUGUCGACCCGCAGGGCCAGCGCACGAUAGGUGUGAUCACCAUGUUGGACCUCAUGGAUAAAGGAACAAAUGCUCGGGAAAUACUCGAGAAUAGAUUGCUUCCACUGAGACGAGGUUAUAUUGGUCUAGUGAACCGCAGUCAAAAGGACAUCGAAGGGAAAAAGGAUAUUAAGGCAGCCUUGCAAGCGGAGAAAAAGUUUUUCCUGUCCCACCCAGCUUACAGGCACAUGACUGACAGAAUGGGCACGCCGUACUUACAGAAGUACCUCAACCAGCAAUUGACGAACCACAUCUGUGACAGUCUGCCUGCGCUCCACAGUCACAUGCGGUGCCUACUUGUGUCCAUCAGUAAAGAAGCCGACGCGUACAAACUGUAUAAUCCAGAUGACCCCAUGUGCAAGACCAAGACCCUCAUCAAAGUCGUACAGCAACUGGCCGGCGACUUUGAGAAGUUAAUUGAGGGCUCAGCCGACGAAGUGAACACCGUCCACCUGUCGGGAGGAGCAAGGAUCAACCAGAUCUUCCAUGAGCGCUUCCCCUAUCAGCUGCACAAAAUGACGUGCGACGAAAGAAAGCUGCGGAUGGAGAUCGCCUAUGCCAUCAGGAACAUCCACGGCGUCAGGACGGGCCUUUUCACCCCCGACAUGGCUUUUCAGGCGAUUGUAAAAAAGCAGAUCUCCAAACUAAAAAUUCCGUGUUUCGGCUUUGUCGACAUGGUCUGCAAGGAACUGAUCUCCACCAUUUAUGAGUGCUUUAAUAAGAUCAGUUCUUUUCCCAAGCUGAGGGAAGAAACAGAGCGUCUCGUCACUGCCGAAAUCCGAGAACAAGAGAGUACGUGCCGAGAUCAGAUCUCUCUGCUCAUCGACAUGCAGCUCGCAUAUAUUAAUACCAAACACGAAGACUUUAUCGGCUUUGCUCAUGCUCAACCUCUGUGCCACCGUAGCGAUAACAAGAUCGUUGCCGGCGGUGGAGUACAGCAGGGUGUGGCGCCUCCUUCAAGUCUAAUAGUCAUACGAAAAGGAUGGCUCACCAUCAACAAUGUCAGCAUCAUCGCUAAGGAGUACUGGUUCAUUCUCACCGCCGAGAGCUUGUCCUGGUUCAAGGACAACGAGGAGACGGAGAAGAGGUACAUGCUCCCUCUAGACAACCUCAAGGUCCGAGAUGUAGAGAGGGGCUUCAUGUCCAGCAAAUUCGCCUUCGCCCUCUUCAAUUCUGAAUCAAGGAAUGUGUACAAGGACCACAAGUUUCUGGAGCUGGUCUGCAACUCUCAGGAGGAGCUGGACAUCUGGAAGUCCUCUUUGCUCCGGGCUGGCGUCUACCCAGAGGAGGUCACGGUCGACGUGCAGGCCAACGGCCUGUCUGAGAACUUCACGGACCCCCAGCUGGAGCGCCAGGUGGAGACCAUCCGUAACCUGGUGGACUCCUACAUGGGCAUCAUUCACAAGACCAUCAAGGACUUGAUGCCCAAGGCCAUCAUGCACCUGAUGAUCAACAGCGUGAAAGAGUUCAUUAGCUCCGAGCUGCUGGCCCAGCUCUACGCUCUGGGAGACUGCUCGGCGCUGAUGGAUGAGUCACCCGAUCAGCGGCAGCAUCGGGAGCAAGUGCUCGGCAAGCACGCCGCCCUGCAGGCCGCGCUCAACAUCAUCAACGAGAUCUCCACCUCCAGCUAUGCCGCCCACUCGGACCUCUCGCGCUCCGGCACACGACACUGCAGCUCCACGUGGUCGAAAAAGGCAGCGAAUGGCGGCAAGUCUCAAACCCGUGGCCGGGCCCCGCCCGUGCCCGUCCAUGCCAACCAGCGGCUUCCCGGCCCAGCUUGCGUGCCCAGGAGGCCUGCUCCGGCAGCCCCAAACUCCAAAUAGGAGGACGCCGCCGCCCGCAGCCCCGGCGACCUCUAUCCAGCUGUGCGAUGUGUGAUCCGUCCCGAGCGCCGUCGUCUGCCGCCUGCACACUUUCGCAAGUCAUGAGUUUGUUUUGUACAGACACUACCGUAGGCUGCUGACUUUUUCCACAAGUGCCUGAACUUUUUGUGUAAAUAGAGAGUAAAAUAGCAGCUAUGCUAUGAACGGUGGGGGGAAAAAACCCACAACACUAUUUUAUAACUUUUUUUAAUAAUAAAGAGCCAUUUUAUUUUUCAACAUCA